AUGUCCGACCCAGCGACUAUCAAGUUUGACAGCUUCUCCAAGCUUCCUACUUGGCUCCUUCCCACCAGCUCUCAGGUAAUGGCCUACGCCGGAAACUAUGACAAGAGCGAUUUGGAAGGGAUAAGGUUCGACUGGAAUUCUUUCAAGCAAUCGAUCGGCCAGAACGCAAGCGGCGACAUCGCCUUUGACAAAGAGAAGGUCGUCACCAUUGAUCGUCAGGACAGAACCGUCCAGACCAUGGUCGAUCAGAUUGUGUCUUUCCUCGCCGACGCGCUUAGCUACCCCAUGAGCCAGCACGAUAUCAAGGCGCUCAAUAAGACCAUACAGACGACCUUCUAUAACUUGAAGAAUAAGUCCUCGUAUGGAUUCUUGAACUUUAGCUCGACUACUGAUCAUCACAACUCGUCUUGGACAUAUAAUAUCAACUUUGCGUUUCCCAAUCCGGAUAUCCCGAAUUACUUCAAUUCUUUGAUUUCGACUGUCAUCUUGGAAGCGGAUAUAACUGAUGUGUCAGAGUGGUGGGGUUUAGAAUUCAACACGACAAAGAGCUUCUCCGCCAAGAUUCAUUCUAUUGAACUCGUUGUAAAGAAGGGCUUUGCGAAUCCUGAUGCGCGACCCAAAUAG
Molecule: messenger RNA, 624 nt
Organism: Beauveria bassiana ARSEF 2860
Lineage: Eukaryota; Fungi; Ascomycota; Sordariomycetes; Hypocreales; Cordycipitaceae
Product: volvatoxin A2 precursor
Exons: 2
Coding region: 1-624 (207 amino acids)
Cellular component (GO): extracellular region
Source: RefSeq, a predicted model, not a curated record